CGACCGUCCGUUUCCUUGACUAAUCCGAUGGCGUUAGAUUCACGCACAAACUCGCGAUCUGUAUCAUCAACCACACCUGAUCAUUCUUCUUUUCCCACCUCUUUUAGCGCCAAACUCUCGUAAAUUUUUUAUGUUUUCCCUCUCUCUACAUUUCUGGUGGAAGAUCGGAUCCGAUGGCUGAGGAUCUGGGAGACGGAUCGACGGCAGGGAUGGACGAAUACGAGACGCUGAUGUCGACAACCGACGUGGAGCUUCUCAAAACUGCAUGGCGUAACGAGAAAGCGGCUCCGGAGAUUCUUCAAUUUCAGGCGCAGUUGGUUAAGAGAGCUAGAGAGCAGAUUCAAUUAAUGGAAGAAACAGUGGAGGAAUUUGAAGGAAGUGGAAUGGAUCCACUCACCGUGUCACUUUACCAGAUGGAUUUAGACAGGGCUCAGUUUUUAUUGAGAUCUUAUCUUCGAGUUCGGCUCCAGAAGAUUGAGAAAUAUAUGUUCUACAACUGGAAGAAUGAUACUUUACGGAGCCGGCUCUCUGAACCAGAGAAAAUUUUUGUUAAAAGGUGUAUUGACGAUAUGGAAAAACAUCUUGAAGAGACUGUCCUGUCUAAGUUGCCUGAUAAUUAUCAGUCUGCUAGAAAGCAAUCCAUAAUCAGUGAAGAGGAUGACAUGGUGCCAGAGCCACAAUUGGACACAUUUGUAGCCUGCAAGGGCAGCAACAAUUUUGUGUCUCUCCGGCUUGUUGACAGUGAAAGACCCCUGGAAAUGGAGCGUCAUGAUGUAUCCUUCGUGCUUUACAAGGUAAUAGAGGAUAAAAUUGGUGUGCAGAUUGAUUUAGUUUGAAGAAUACUGUAAGAUCAUGCUGCAAAUUAUACUGAAAAAUUUUUGUUUGUCGCUGGUGGUGGCAUAAGCCUCAUCAGAAGAUGAAUUCUGGUAUCAGAAGUUGCUUGAAUUUAUUCAGCACUGACCAUAACUUAUACCAAAGCAGUUUAAUUUCCUGUGUUUCUCAUCUAUACCAGCAAGGGGACUACAUGAUUCA
Molecule: messenger RNA, 1032 nt
Organism: Mangifera indica (mango)
Lineage: Eukaryota; Viridiplantae; Streptophyta; Magnoliopsida; Sapindales; Anacardiaceae
Product: DNA replication complex GINS protein SLD5
Exons: 6
Coding region: 174-836 (220 amino acids)
Biological process (GO): DNA-templated DNA replication; double-strand break repair via break-induced replication
Cellular component (GO): GINS complex
Source: RefSeq, a predicted model, not a curated record